AAACUAACUCCAUUAAAAUAAAUAAACAAACAAACAAUAAUCUUAUUCACCAACACCCAACCAAUUAAAAACCGGCCUUAAGAUCGAUCAAGUUGAGAAAACAAAACAAAAAUAUACAACCUAGCUUAUUAGAAUAUGGCUUCAACAUGGGGAGUUAGAACAAGCUUCCAAGUCUUCACCAUUAUUCUCUUUGCUUUUGUAAUCUCUGUCCUUUACUUCACAACCAAAGAAGAUGGAUCGAGAUCGAGAUCGAGAUCAUCACCAUCGUCGUUGUUGACAGAAAAUCAUAAUGUUGUUAGGGAUACAAUGGAGGAAGUAGAAAGGAUGUCCGGUUGCGAUUAUUUUUCAGGGAAAUGGGUGUUUGAUAAUCAAACAUACCCUUUGUAUAAGGAGAAAGACUGUACUUUCAUGUCUGAUCAAUUGGCUUGUCAGAAGUUUGGACGUAAAGACUUGAGUUAUCAAUACUUAAGAUGGCAACCUUACCAUUGUAAUCUCCCAAGGUUCAAUGCCACAGCAUUACUGGAGAAGCUAAGGAAUAAGCGACUUGUGUAUGUUGGAGAUUCAUUGAAUAGAGGACAGUGGAUUUCAAUGAUCUGUUUAUUGGAUUCCUCACUUCCUCCUUCCCUCAAAUCUAUCAACACUAAUGGCUCCUUAUCAGUCUUCAAAGCCAUUGAAUACAAUGCAACAGUAGAGUUCUAUUGGGCUCCAAUGUUGAUAGAGUCCAAUUCAGAUGACCCAGUAAAUCACCGGGUACCCGAAAGAAUAGUAAGAACUCAAGCAAUUGAAAAGCAUGCCAGAUAUUGGACCGACGCUGACUUCCUUGUUUUCGACUCCUAUUUGUGGUGGAAAAGGCCCUUCAUGAAAGUCUUGUGGGGAACAUUUGAAAGUUCAGACGGAAUAUAUAAGAAGGUAGAAAUGCUAAAGGGUUAUGAAAUGGCACUUAGGACAUGGUCCGAUUGGUUGGAAAUUCACGUUAACCAUUCCAAAACUCAUAUAUUUUGGAUGAGCAUGUCUCCAACCCAUGAAAGGGGUGAAGAUUGGGGAGGUGUGACAGGACAAAACUGUUACAACGAAACACAAACAAUAAAGAAGAAUGAUUAUUGGGGAAGUGGAUCAGACCCGAAUAUGAUGAAAUUAGUUGAAACGACAAUUGAGAAUUUGAAUAAAAAGGGGUUAAAUAUCCAAAUACUAAACAUAACACAACUAUCAGAAUAUAGAAAAGAAGCCCAUCCAUCAGUUCAUAGAAAGCAAUGGGAGCCUCUAACAAACGAGCAAUUAUCGAAUCCAAGUGGAUACGCCGAUUGUAUACAUUGGUGCCUUCCCGGUGUACCGGAUACUUGGAAUGAGAUUCUCUAUACUUACAUCUAUAGUACUUCUUUAUGACAUAUAUGGUAGAUUUAUAAUUACCAACUUGAAUGUAUUUGUUUUGAAGGGGUUUGCACAAAGUGAUUUAAACCUCCGAUCCAAACUAAUUAAUGUUGUUGAUUUUGCAAUGCCCAAAGGGCCUAAACCAUGCAAAAAUAGCAUAUAUGAAGUAAUCAAAUUAGUGUUGAUUUUUUCUUCUCA
Messenger RNA from Spinacia oleracea (spinach), 1566 nucleotides. RefSeq names its product protein trichome birefringence-like 34. The record is from RefSeq and is a predicted model, not a curated record. The transcript is spliced from 5 exons. Gene Ontology annotation, cellular component: Golgi apparatus. NCBI's taxonomy places the organism in Eukaryota, Viridiplantae, Streptophyta, Magnoliopsida, Caryophyllales, Amaranthaceae. Gene Ontology annotation, molecular function: O-acetyltransferase activity. The coding region runs from base 136 to 1383 and encodes 415 amino acids.